AUGCAACUCCUCCACCUCACAGCCCUCCUCCUGGCAACCUCCACCUACGCCCAGGAUAACAACAACAAUGGCAACGCAAUCGACUCCCUAGUCUCCGCAGCCAACAACGUCGCCUCCGACGGCCAAAACGUCGCCUCCAACGUCGUCGCCGACGCUACCUCCAUCGCCUCCGCCUUCGAAACCGGCGGCGCGGCAGCCGUCUCCUCCCUCACCUCCGACGCCGCCUCCGCAGCCUCAAACGUCCAGUCCUGGGCGACCUCCGUCGCGUCCGACGCGCAGUCCCGCGCUUCCGAUGCUGCCAGCAAGGCUUCUUCGGCCUGGAGCGAGGAAUUGACUACCCUCACCGGAACGAACGGGACACCGACGGCGACGGAGACGAGGUCCGUUAGUCAGACUACCAGUUCAACCACUGCGACGAUCACGGAUACUACGACCUCCACGAGCGGGUCGUUGACGACCACCAUGACCCGUACGAGCACUAGUGCCGGUGCGGCGACCACGUCGACCUCGACGUCUCAGGGCGCGGGUGCGCAGGCUACCCCGUUCCUUGGGGCUGGGAUUGCAGGUGUUGCUGGUGUCUUGGGUGUUAUGGCUGCCCUGUAG
Messenger RNA from Aspergillus lentulus, 603 nucleotides. Its product is annotated as putative GPI anchored protein. The record is from RefSeq and is a predicted model, not a curated record. NCBI's taxonomy places the organism in Eukaryota, Fungi, Ascomycota, Eurotiomycetes, Eurotiales, Aspergillaceae.